AUGACUGCCCAAUCCAAACUCCCUAGCACCUUCGUCAAAUUCCGUCGACUUUCACUUGGAACUACGCCUAAAGAAUUGAAGUCAAAUUUUCCGAGAGAAAAGCCAAAUUACGGUUAUGGCCUAAUGUUUCAAAAGUGCCACCGAGCCUACAGAUGGACCCCACCUGGGAGUGCCUUCGUGCCAGCCGGUGAAGUUCCUUGUGGCUGCCCCUCGGGCAGCCAGCGAGCGGAAGCCGUUUGCAAGUGCCUCGAGCCUACGAACGAUGCCACCUGGAAGUGCCUCGAGCCUACAGCUGAUGCCGUCUGCAAGUGCCUCGAGCCUAGAGAUGAUGCCAUCUGGAAGUGCCUCGAGCCUAGAGAUGAUGCCAUCUGGAAGUGCUUCGAGCCUACAGCUGAUGGAUUACUCCUUUCCCGCAGGCGUCCUAUCUCCUUAGUUCCUGCGGGGGUCGCAGAUGUCCAUUCCUGUGUACCGGCCAGCGAAGACGGCCUCUGCAACCUGUCCGUGGUGCUGGCUACGAACCUGUUCUUCCUGACUGAGAUCUUCGGUCGAGAUUGAGCAGAGCCAAUGCAGAGACGCGACUGUACCUAGUUUAUCUGUCGUAUAGACCAUUAUCUGGUUGAAUGAACAAAUUCAUCACUUGACAUAAAUUGCAUGAACAAAUCCAUACCGUCACGUAAACUGCAAAUGAAGCAAAUAUACAGCGACAAAUGAUAAGCGAUGGUUUUUUGCGCGAAUUACCUAUUAGGAAUGUAUUCUUUCUGGCUGCUCAAGUCAGGCCGAGCUGUCGUUGAACGCUUGCGUUCGCGCUAAGAAAACGUGCUUG
This is a messenger RNA of Truncatella angustata, 823 nucleotides long. RefSeq lists its product as uncharacterized. Lineage: Eukaryota; Fungi; Ascomycota; Sordariomycetes; Amphisphaeriales; Sporocadaceae. The record is from RefSeq and is a predicted model, not a curated record. Bases 1 to 555 code for a protein of 184 amino acids. The transcript has 3 exons.